GUUCAAAACAAUAUCGGUAAUACAUAUACACACACACAGUAUAUAUGUAUACAUAAUAUGUGUAUGUUCCGAUUGGGGUAACGCGUAUAACGUUAUCACGUCUUGGUGUCUCGUUAUCACGCCGCUUUUCACUUUUCGCACAGCAGCAGAACUCAGCAGCUCUCGACGACCACUUCCCAGACCCUUCGACGGCUGUUCGGUUGAUUUUUUUUUUUACCGUAAUUUUAUUUAUCACCCAUUUUAUUUUAUAGGAAUUAUAUUAUUUUGUUUUAUCCUUAUCGCGUUCGGUCCGACGCGUUUACGCACUCCGAGUUACCCCCGACGGUUGUACGUUGUAAGCUGUUGUCUUGCACUCGACCGCCACAACCGUCGUCGUUAUUUGUUACAGUAAUAUUAUAUUGUCAAUAUUACAAUAAUAUAUACUUGUCGCUCGACCGUUGUUUUGCUGUGCUCGCCGAAUCGCCGUCAUGUCCAUCCCGUGCGGUCCGUCUGCGUGUCGCAGCCUGUGUGUUUGUUGAUCGACCGCUAACGACGACGGAUAUGCCAUAUAUGGUGUCCGCAGAAUUCCGACCGUGUCCGCUAAACCAACGUUAUGCGCUACGCAGUGGGUACGUUCCGCACAGCUGACUUUGGACACUGAGUCCGUCGAAUUGCCAGCGACACUUUUGUUCCUGUCGUCCGAACAGUUACGUGCACAGUACUUGAAGGAAUGAGAGAAAUGGACGCCCUCAAAGAAGACGAUAGAAAGAGGAGAUUGCUACUUCUCGAGAAGAAGAUCAAAGAUCCAAGAAGCGUGUCCAACGUAGACUCUUUAUUGGACACUGUGCAAGCAUUAGUAGCAGAUUGUGAAAAUCCUGCUGUCAAACGUAUGAAAAAUGUUGAAGCUUUUAUGCAUAGAUAUGAUCAAUUCGCAUCUGACAUAUGUCAAUUACGUAUGAAACCUGAUGAUUUCAAUCUCAUUAAAGUUAUUGGACGAGGAGCGUUUGGUGAAGUCCAACUGGUGCGACAUAAAUCCAACCACAAAGUUUAUGCCAUGAAACUAUUGAGUAAAUUUGAAAUGAUAAAACGAUCAGAUUCAGCAUUUUUUUGGGAAGAGCGUGAUAUUAUGGCUCAUGCCAAUUCCGAAUGGAUUGUUCAACUUCACUUUGCUUUUCAAGAUCAUAAAUAUUUGUAUAUGGUUAUGGACUAUAUGCCAGGCGGUGAUCUUGUAAAUUUAAUGUCAAACUAUGAUGUUCCUGAAAAGUGGGCAAAAUUCUAUUGUGCUGAAGUGGUUUUAGCGCUUGACGCAAUUCACUCAAUGGGAUUUGUACAUAGAGAUGUAAAACCAGAUAAUAUGCUCCUGGAUAAAUUCGGUCAUCUGAAAUUGGCCGAUUUCGGAACAUGCAUGAGGAUGGGACCGGACGGUAUGGUAAGAUCAGAUACAGCGGUGGGAACACCGGAUUACAUUUCCCCUGAAGUGUUAGAAUCUCAAGGCGGAACUGGAACGGGAGAACACGGCAUUUAUGGCAGAGAAUGUGACUGGUGGUCGGUUGGCGUGUUUGUAUACGAAAUGCUGAUAGGAGAUACGCCGUUCUAUGCCGAUUCAUUAGUUGGAACGUAUAGUAAAAUAAUGGACCAUAAAAACUCAUUAAGUUUUCCAUCGGACAUUGAAAUAUCUUCAAAUGCUAAAUCUUUGAUUUACGCUUUUCUUACUAAUAGGAAAAAGCGACUCGGGAGAAAUGGAAUCGGAGAAAUUAAAGAACAUCCAUUUUUCAAAAACGAUCAAUGGACGUUUGAUAAUUUAAGAGAUUGUGUACCUCCUGUUGUGCCUGAAUUAAACAGCGAUGACGAUACAAGUAAUUUUGACGACGUGGAAAAAGACGACGGUCCCGAAGAAAAUUUCCCAGUUCCUAAGGCUUUUGCUGGAAAUCAUUUACCUUUUGUCGGUUUCACUUACUCUAGAGAUUACCAAUUAUUGGGAAACAACACCGUUAAUGGUCAAUGUUUACCAGACACUAAAGAAGCUACCCACAUUGGUACACUUAAAAGGGAAUUGGAUAACGAAAGAAAAGAAUUGUCAGUUGUAAAAGAACAGAAUAGUAAACUUUUAGAACAAUUGCAAGAUGGUGCUAACAGAGAACUGAUGUUGAAACAAAAGUCAUCGGCAUUAAAUACUUCCAUCGCUAAUCUCCAUAAAGAUCUGAGAGACGCACAACGAAAAGCUGACAGUGAAUGUGAAAUGCGUAGAAAGACUGAAGCGACAUUGCAAGAAAUAAAACGUAAACUUGAUGAAGAACAAAAUAAAAGAACAAAGGAGAUGAACAAUAAUCAGCAACAUAACGACAAAAUUAAUUCUUUGGAAAAACAGAUGUUAGAACUGCACGAAAAGUUAAAGACAGAGACUGACACCUGUACAAAGCUUCGUAAACAAGCUGCUGAACUGGGCGUGGCUAAAGCGGCCAACGAGCGCAUGGCGGCCGAGCUACAAACAAUGCUGACUACUUUGCAGAUUAAUCGUGAUACUUUGCAUGAGGAAUUAGCCACUUUACAAGGUCAAUUGUCUCAAGAGAGAAGUUCUUUACGCGACUUGCAGUUAGAGCUUGAAGGACGGUUACAAGCUUGUCAAGCAGAUCUCAUGCGUUCAAAAGUCAGAGAACAAAAACUUAGUGAAGAUAACAGACAACUUGGAGAAAGAACAUCCGAACUGGAAAAAGAAUGUGCUUCUUUAGUAUUAGAACUCAAAACUGCCCAGUCUAGGUAUCAGCAAGAAGUAAGAGCACACGAAGAAACGGAAAAAAGUCGUUUGGUGAACAACGAACAGGCUAAUCUUGAAAUCGUAAAAGCACUACAAACUAAAUUGAGCGAGGAAAAAAGUGCUCGACAAAAGGCUGAUUUCCUGACGCAAGAAAAAGAAAGACAAAUAUCAAUGUUGUCUGUUGACUACCGUCAGAUACAACAAAGACUUCAGAAACUCGAAGGUGAACAUCGUCAAGAAGUUGAAAAGAGUAAAGCUUUACAUGCUCAAAUUGAACAAGAAAUGACAAAAAAGUCUGCUUUACAAAGUGAGUUAGGAGCUCAUUUAUCGGAAGCAACACAACUACGAGCUAGAGAAGCACAAUUGUCACGUGAAGUCACUUUGCUAAGAGAAAACAAACGGGCUAUUGAAGAAGAAUUGCAUAAACUUAAAACUGAGCACUCUGUAGUGGACUUGCAAAUGAGAGAGUUACAAGACCAACUGGAAGCUGAACAAUACUUCUCGACAUUAUAUAAAACUCAAGCGGCCGAACUUCGUGAAGAAGUCGAAGAUAGAGGAAAGGGCGCAGCUGAGCUAGAAGAAGAACGUGGAUCCUUAGCCCAUCAACUACAAAUAGCCUUGGCUAGAGCUGACAGCGAAGCGCUAGCGAGAUCUAUUGCUGAAGAAACUAUAGCUGAUCUCGAAAAAGAAAAAACAAUGAGAGAACUUGAACUGAGGGACAGCCAAAGCAGACACCGUAACGAUUUGGAAUCUAAAGAAUUUACUCUUAACAACCUAAGAGAAGUUGAAAACGAAUUGAAGAAAAAAAUGGAACAAUUAAUUAAAGACAACGACGAUUUAAAAAAUCAAUUGGGCGUAAUUCAAGAAGAGAGUAAAAAGAGUUUUAGUGAAGAACUCGAAAAACUUCGUAAGCAAUUGAAACAAGAGCAACUGUUAAAAGCUCAGGCUGUGAAUAAACUAGCUGAAAUUAUGAAUAGAAAAGACAAUACGACCAAAACAAAGAGUAAAGUGUCAUCAGCCGAUCUGCGCAGAAAAGAGAAAGAAUGUAGAAAACUACAACAGGAGCUUACCCAAGAACGUGAAAAAUACAACCAAGAGGUUACAAAAUGGCAAAAAGAACUCCAAGAACUACAGUCGCAGGUAGUCGAGGAAAAUGCUAGUAUAUUAAGACUUCAAAUGGAGUUGGAUUCCAAAGAUUCAGAAAUUGAACAACUUCAAGGAAAACUCACUACGCUGGGUAGCGAAACGGCGUCAUUAAGCAGUGCAGAUAACGAUGAUAUAGACAUAUACACACAAGAGUCUAGAUUAGAAGGUUGGCUGUCUGUUCCUAAUAAACAGAAUAUUAGACGACACGGUUGGAAAAAACAAUACGUCGUUGUAUCUUCGAAAAAAAUAUUUUUCUAUAACUCUGAAAGUGACAAACAAAAUACCGAUCCCAUUUUGAUAAUAAACCUAAAUAAAGUAUUUCAUGUACGGUCUGUAACACAAGGUGACGUCAUUCGUGCUGAUGCCAAAGAUAUUCCUAGGAUAUUCCAAUUGUUGUAUGCCGGCGAAGGUGAAGCUAGAAGACCGAACGAAAGCGGUCCAGAACAUCUUUCCAGGAGCACAAGCGUGACCAGUACUAUCGAUGAAAAACCUGGUACUAUCACGUUAAAAGGACACGAAUUUGUUCAAAUAUCAUUCCACAUGCCAACAAACUGUGAAGUGUGUCCUAAACCACUGUCUAAUGUGUUCAGACCUCCACCCGCACUGGAAUGCAAAAGCUGUAGAAUCAAAGUACAUAAAGAACAUUUGGAGCGUAAAGAAGACGCUAUUGCGCCAUGUAAACUCCAUAACGAUCCUACAUCGGCCAAAGAGUUGCUAAUAUUGGCACCUAAUCGAGACGAUCAAAAACUAUGGGUCCAGAGAUUGAGUAAAAAAAUCCAAAAGUUUGGUUACAAAGCCAACACCAAUCCUGAUGGAUCUAAAAUUUCACCAAGGGAAUCAACACGCUCUACCAUGAAGUUGUACAGUUCAAAUGCUGCCCAUCAAAGAUCUGCUACGUUGCCAUCAAAUAUGUCAAAAUGAAAAAUUACAUUAAAUACAAUACAAAAUAAGUCAUUGUGAGCAGAGCUAAUUCACCUAAUACCUAAUGCCGGACAUAUAUAUGUAUGUACACAUAUGUAUAUAAAUAUACAUAUUAUAUUUGAUGAAACAACAUUUUAACAGCAUUGAUUCAUUUUUACAACGAAAACAAGUAUAUUUUUAUUAUCAUAAUAAUUUAGGUUUAUUAGACACAGGUUUCUUUGUAAUAAUUAUUUAGGUUUAUUUGAGUGCUGUAAUGGUAGCUUUUUUUUUUUAUCUCCAAUAGUUGUAUUUAGUUGUCCUCGGGGCUUAGGAUCGUAUCGUCUCGAUGAAAAUUCUAAGUUACUCGCAAUGACUGAUUAUUGUGUAUAGAAAACUCUGUAUUUUGCUUCAUCUGAUGAUGUUAUUAGCCAAAAAAUAAAAAUAAAAAAAAUCUGUAUAUUCUGUACUUAUUAUUGUACAUCGUUCCUUUUGAUAUACACAAAACCUUUUUUUUUUUUUUAUGUAUACUUUUGAAUAACCGUGUAUGUACGUCUCGCCGGAAAUCGAUAAACACAAUGAAACGCUUUACCUAAAAUCGGAGCUCAACACUCGUACAUUUUUAUUGUUGGUAAACAAAAAUUACAGUUUUCUUUUUUUUUUAUAUAUAUAUAUUAUAUUUAUAUUUUAAUAUAUUAUUUUAUCGAAACUCAUAAAAUAUUACGUCAAUGUUACCCAUUUAAGUUGGUAUAGACCACAAGUAUAUUAAUUUUUUUCUAUUAUGUAAUUAAUCUAUUUUGUAACGUUAAUUCAUAUAUUUUAUGAUAAAUGAUGAGAACUAUUUUAAUGUGUUGUUGCCAUUGUUUUAGAAAUCAUUUUUCUGUUUAUAAUAAUUAUGAUUAUAUAUGUAUAAAACAUUUUUUUAUACGAAACCGUAAACUAUAUUAUUCUAAUUAUUUAAGUAAAAAUUGGUAAUACUUUUUUUAUUUUCUAUACAACAGUAAUUUUUUUUUUUUUAAACAUCAUUAAAGACUAAUAUAGUAAACCAACUAUACAUUCACACUUAUACGAAGAACAUUAAUGUGCAUUUAAAAUUCGUUUAUACGAAUCAACAUUCAUAGUGUUCAUUUUUCUUCCAAACUUUUAUUUAUGUUUUUAUAUAAUAUUAUAAAUUAACAGUAUUUAAUCCUAAACUCUGUUGGUUGAGCUUAAAAAUUGUGUCAUGCCAAACACUUGUACAAUAUUUACUUUGUGUUGAACAUACAAAAAAAUAACUUCUUUUGCUCAAGUAUGCUUUGAUAACUUUAAUUGUGAUAAAUAAUAAUAAUAUUUUAUGAUAAUUUCUCAAACGACAUAAGUUCUGUACUGUAACCAUAAUAAUUUUGUACUGUUUACGAUUAGCUCUAUCAAGUCAUAAUUUGAAUGUAAUUAUUUUUAAAAAAAAUGGCAAAUGCUUUUCAUCAGAACCAAACUCGUGUACAUUUUAAAAAUUGUCGUCAAGAGAAAAAUAACAUUUUAUUAUUAAUGAAAAAUCGAAUUAACCGCAAUAUUAAUAUUAAUACUUAUUUUUUGUUAAAUUGAUAAAUACAACGGUCGUUACUGUAUACUUUUUUCUUUGGUAUACGAUACAUACAAUGAACUAAAUACUUUUUACAAUUUAUACAUAUAUUUUUAUAAAAUUUUAUUUUAUGUUUGUAAUGAACAGAUCCAAUGUAUGUAGAUAUUAUAAUAUGUGUCUCCGGGCGUAGCAUAUAUAUUAAUUUUUUUGUUAGUUUAUUAUACUGUUGGCGCAGGACCCUUUUCGCUUUUGCGUUUUAGUGCUAGAAUUUUGAUACUAAAUUGCUAUUUUGAUAAUACAAUUUCUACGUUAGUCGAUACGUUAUUAAAUACUUUUAUCAUUAUUAUUAUUAUUUUUUUUUUUACAUUUAUGUAUCCUCGCGGUAUACAGCCGAAGCAACGAAUAUAAUUAAUUUAUUACAAACAAAAAGAGUGUAUGCCCGUACCAAAACAGCUCUCAUUAACACGCUUUUAUAUUAUUAUUAUUUGUAUUAUUACUACUGUGAUUGUGAUUUCAAUUUAUGUUGUAUAAAUAUAUAAUAUUAUACUCCAUAGCAGCUUUUCUAUGAAAUAUGUAUAAUACUCAAAAUAUGUAUACUAAAAUUUUUAAGUCUGGAUAAAGUAAUAACUAUGUAUGGUUAAGCGAAAGACUUUGUAUUCGGACUAUAAUAUCAAUUAACAAUUAUUUAUAUUGUUACGUAUACUUAUGUUUUUUUUAUGACGUGUAAAUUCAAUAAUAACUAAAACACCAAGUGUAACGUGUGUUUGUAUUUAUUUACAAAAAAACUAUUAAUUUAUUAUCAUAUA
Adelges cooleyi (spruce gall adelgid) is the source of this 7141-nucleotide messenger RNA. Its product is annotated as rho-associated protein kinase 2. The record is from RefSeq and is a predicted model, not a curated record. Lineage: Eukaryota; Metazoa; Arthropoda; Insecta; Hemiptera; Adelgidae. Gene Ontology annotation, molecular function: ATP binding; small GTPase binding; Rho-dependent protein serine/threonine kinase activity. Bases 710 to 4801 code for a protein of 1363 amino acids. Gene Ontology annotation, biological process: regulation of cell junction assembly; peptidyl-threonine phosphorylation; actomyosin structure organization. The transcript has 28 exons. Gene Ontology annotation, cellular component: cytoplasm; cytoskeleton.